Candida dubliniensis CD36 is the source of this 3123-nucleotide messenger RNA. It is a transcript of the gene POL3, whose product is annotated as DNA-directed DNA polymerase delta. The record is from RefSeq and is a predicted model, not a curated record. Lineage: Eukaryota; Fungi; Ascomycota; Pichiomycetes; Serinales; Debaryomycetaceae. Gene Ontology annotation, molecular function: DNA binding; DNA-directed DNA polymerase activity; nucleotide binding. Gene Ontology annotation, biological process: nucleotide-excision repair, DNA gap filling; base-excision repair, gap-filling; DNA replication proofreading. Gene Ontology annotation, cellular component: delta DNA polymerase complex. The transcript has a single exon. Bases 1 to 3123 code for a protein of 1040 amino acids.
AUGUCACAUUCCUUACCAGUCACGUCCCUGCCACCUCCAGCACUUAAAAAGUUGAAGCUCCCAAAUGGAUCGGAAGAACCAUCUGAGUUCGAAAGGGAGUUGCUCGAUAUGACGCAAGCUGCCCACGAAUCUACUACAGAUCAAGCAUGGGAAAGGCCACCAUUGCCAUCAGACUUGCAAGACGACAUAUCUUUUCAACAGUUGGAUGCAGAAGAAUACCGUGAUCGGGAAAAUACCUACGCAAGGUUUUUUGGUAUCACGCAGGAAGGGCACUCUGUCUUGUGUAAUGUAACGGGGUUUAUUCAUUACUUUUACUGUCCUGUCCCCAAAGGGUUCCAAGAAAACUUGACAGAAUUCACAAACUAUUUGAGAGUUACUUUUGAUGGUAUUGAAAAGGUUGAGAUAACAUCCAAAGAAUCAAUUUGGGGGUUUAGUAAUAAUAUCAAAACUCCCUUUUUCAAGAUAUAUGUCAACAACAACAUAGCCAAAAUAAGAUCUGCUUUUCAGAAUGGAGAGGUGAAAAAUAUUGAUCCCUGUGUCACUUAUGACAACAUCAACUAUUUAUUGAGAUUGAUGAUUGAUUGCAAAAUCACAGGUAUGUCCUGGAUCACAUUGCCACAGGAUAAAUAUAAAAUAGUGAGUAAUAAAAUUUCCACAUGCCAAAUUGAAUGUUCGAUAGAUUAUCGAGAUUUAAUAUCACACCCGCCAGAAGGGGAAUGGUUGAAAAUGGCCCCACUUCGUAUUUUAUCAUUUGAUAUUGAAUGUGCUGGAAGAAAAGGUGUGUUCCCAGAAGCUGAACACGACCCUGUUAUUCAAAUUGCCAAUGUGGUGCAGAAAUCCGGUGAAUCAAAGCCUUUUGUGAGAAAUGUUUUCACUGUCAAUACGUGUUCCUCGAUCAUUGGUUCUCAGAUUUUUGAACACAAACGAGAGGAGGAUAUGUUAAUGCAUUGGAAGGAAUUCAUAAUCAAAGUGGAUCCCGAUGUCAUAAUUGGUUAUAAUACAGCAAACUUCGACAUACCAUAUGUUUUAAACAGGGCCAAAGCUUUAGGAUUGAACGAUUUCCCAUUUUUUGGGAGAUUGAAACGGGUCAAGCAAGAAAUUAAAGAUGCUGUUUUCAGUUCAAGAGCAUAUGGUACCAGGGAAAACAAAGUUGUGAAUAUUGACGGAAGAAUGCAAUUGGAUUUGCUCCAGUUUAUCCAAAGAGAAUAUAAGUUGAGAUCUUACACAUUGAAUUCUGUUUCUGCACACUUUUUGGGUGAACAAAAGGAAGAUGUCCAACACUCCAUUAUCACUGAUUUGCAAAAUGGAACAAAAGAAACAAGAAGAAGGUUGGCCGUCUAUUGUUUGAAAGAUGCCUUUUUACCGUUAAGAUUACUAGACAAACUUAUGUGUUUGGUCAACUACACUGAGAUGGCAAGAGUCACCGGGGUGCCGUUUUCAUAUUUGUUAUCUAGGGGUCAACAAAUAAAGGUCAUUUCUCAAUUGUUUAGAAAAUGUUUGCAAGAGAAUAUUGUUAUCCCCAAUUUGAAAAGUGAGGGGACAAACGAAGAGUAUGAAGGUGCAACAGUCAUUGAACCAGAACGUGGUUAUUACGAUGUGCCAAUUGCAACUUUGGAUUUUAGCUCGUUAUACCCGUCAAUCAUGAUGGCACAUAACUUGUGUUAUACUACAUUGCUCAACAAAAAUUCCAUCAAGGCAUUUGGCUUAACCGAAGAUGACUACACAAAAACACCCAACGGCGACUAUUUUGUAAAUUCUAAAUUGAGAAAAGGCAUCUUGCCAACAAUUUUAGACGAGUUGUUAACUGCCAGAAAGAAGGCUAAAGCCGAUUUAAAAAAGGAAACUGAUCCUUUCAAAAAAGAUGUUCUUAAUGGUAGACAAUUGGCAUUGAAGAUUUCGGCAAACUCGGUGUAUGGGUUCACUGGUGCCACUGUCGGGAAAUUGCCUUGUUUGGCGAUCUCUUCGUCCGUUACGGCAUUUGGACGUGAAAUGAUUGAAAAGACAAAAAAUGAAGUUCAAGAAUAUUAUUCUCGGAAAAAUGGACACCCAUAUGACGCCAAAGUGAUUUAUGGUGAUACUGAUUCUGUUAUGGUUAAAUUUGGGUACCAAGAUUUGGAAACUUGUAUGAAAUUAGGAGAAGAGGCUGCCAACUAUGUUUCCACCAAAUUUAAAAAUCCAAUCAAGUUGGAGUUUGAAAAAGUGUAUUUUCCAUAUUUGUUGAUUAAUAAGAAAAGAUAUGCUGGUUUAUACUGGACAAGACCCGAGAAAUUUGACAAAAUGGACACUAAAGGUAUUGAAACUGUGAGAAGAGAUAAUUGCCGAUUGGUACAAAAUGUGAUCACAAAAGUAUUGGAGUUUAUUCUUGAAGAACGAGAUGUCCCCAAGGCGCAAAGAUUUGUAAAGCAAACUAUAGCUGAUUUGUUGCAGAAUAGAAUUGAUUUGUCACAGUUGGUUAUCACAAAGGCGUACUCCAAACACGAUUACUCGGCUAAACAAGCGCAUGUCGAGUUAGCCGAGCGAAUGAGAAAAAGAGACCCCGGGUCGGCACCAACAUUGGGAGAUAGAGUGGCAUAUGUAAUUAUCAAAACAGGUGGUGAUAAAAAUUACGAAAAAUCGGAAGACCCUUUGUAUGUGUUGGAAAAUUCUUUACCAAUUGAUGUAAAGUAUUACUUGGACCAACAAUUGACAAAACCAUUGGAAAGAAUUUUCAUUCCAAUAUUAGGUGAAACAAAGACCAAAGAAUUAUUGACUGGAUCUCACACUAGAACUAUAAAGGUUGCUGCACCAAAAACAGGUGGGCUUUUGAAGUUUGCCAAAAAGUCCGAGGUAUGUGUUAGCUGUAGAACACCAUUGAAAAAAGACAAUCUUGGAGCCUUAUGCCCAAAUUGUAUUAAGGAUGGGAAAGGUCCAGAUCUUUAUGGAAAUGCACUUUCACAAAUGAAUUAUUUGGAAAAUAAAUUUUCAAGACUUUGGACAGAGUGCCAACGCUGUCAAGGGUCUUUGCAUCAAGAAGUUUUGUGUUCAAAUAAGGACUGUCCUAUUUUUUACAUGCGUACAAAGGCACAAAAAGACGUUCAUCAACAAGCAUUGGAAUUGGUCAAGUGGGAUAAUACUAUUUGGUAA